GCGAGUUGCUGCGGAUCGAGCGUCAGUGAACGUCACACGUGAAGGCUCCUGUCACUUUAACGAAAGUUCAAUGUCCAAGAAACUGCGCGAGGAGCCAACAUGGAGCUGAAAGAGCUGAAAGAGCUGGCUGUGAACGCGGUAGCCCAGAAUAAGAAAGCCGCUCUCGCGGUCGGCGGAGCCGGCCUCGCUCUCCUGGGAUUCGGGCUCGGAUAUAAAUACCUGCGGAAGCCAGAAAAAGUUGUCCGUGUAGGCGUCGUGUCGCAGCUCCUCAUCCACCCUCUCAAGUCUGGCAAAGCGGUGUCGGUGGCGCUGGCGGAGUGCCAGAAAGCCGGAUUGAAGUUUGGAGAACUGCAGGACCGACACUGGCUGGUGGUGACGGAGGACGGCCACAUGGUGACGGGCCGACAGCAGCCCCGCCUGGUCUUGGUGUCUCUGACCUGCGAAGGCGGCCAUGUUUGUCUCAACAGCCCCAACAUGGAGGAGCUGCGCUUCCCCAUCGCGCAGCCCGACAACCCCGUCAGGAACUGCAGAGUGUUUGAAGCUGACGUCCAGGGACGAGAUUGCGGGGACGAAUCGUCUCGCUGGCUCACUCGUUUUCUGGGGGAGGAGAAAACCUUUCGCUUGGUGCACUUUGAGCCGCAGAUGAAGGCGAGGAGGCCGGCGGAGCAGUACCCUCUUUUCCCCCAGUGUGAGGUGGCCUACCCAGAUUUCGGACCCGUGAUGCUGCUGUCCGAGUCCUCUGUAAAGGAUCUCAGCAGCAAGUUAGAGAAGGAGGUCACGGUGGAGCGCUUCCGCCCAAGCAUUGUCAUAAGUGACUGUGAAGCAUUCGAUGAGGAUUCGUGGGAAGAGAUCCAGAUUGGCAGCGUGAGACUGCAGCGUAUAAUGUCAUGUGGACGAUGUGUUUUCACCACCGUUGACCCGGAAACGGGUGUAAUCACCAGAAAGGAGCCUCUGGACACACUGAAAAGCUAUCGUCUGUGCAAGCCAUCCGAGAAGCACAUCUACAAAGCGUCUCCGUUGUUUGGACAGCUGCACACGGUGAAGAAGACGGGCAUCCUGCAGGUCGGGGACGUGGUGUACAAGAUCAGCCGGUGAUGGAGGGAGUCAGAGAGGACAAGUAUUACCACAGUCACUGUAAAAUCACUGUGCUAGUCCACACUAAAGAAUACACUAACACUCAGUGUAUAUACACCAUAAAGGAAUAAAAGACUACAUUUGCAAACACAAAA
Molecule: messenger RNA, 1229 nt
Organism: Etheostoma cragini (Arkansas darter)
Lineage: Eukaryota; Metazoa; Chordata; Actinopteri; Perciformes; Percidae
Gene: marc1
Product: mitochondrial amidoxime reducing component 1
Exons: 7
Coding region: 100-1095 (331 amino acids)
Biological process (GO): nitrate metabolic process
Cellular component (GO): mitochondrial inner membrane
Molecular function (GO): pyridoxal phosphate binding; nitrate reductase activity; molybdenum ion binding
Source: RefSeq, a predicted model, not a curated record